UGUUGACUCAAUUCAAAGAUGAAAAACAAAUGUGCAUCCAAAACAUUCUUUGGCUUCAUAGAACAUUCUCCUCUAAAGGAAGCAAACAAGAAUCUCUUAGGCCUGAUCAAAUCAUAUCUCAAGUUAUUCUUUUCUUCCCUGUUCUUUUAGCUUUCUUGAGCUCAAAGCUUAGAACUGUUUGUCCCUUAUAAGGACCUCAAUGUAGCUUUCUAACUAUUACAAAUAAUACAAAAAUGCCUAAGUUAAUAUAUGACACAAAUGAACCACCGUCAUCCUCCUCGAGAUUCCAUGGCCGUCAGAGGUCUCUUGAGAGCCUCUUGGGUGGAGGAAGAGUGGCUCGCAUAUUGUUAUGGAGAAACAAGCAAUUAUCAGCUGGAAUUCUAGCUGGGGUAACACUGAUAUGGGUUCUUUUUGAGGUGGUGGAGUACCAUUUUCUUACUCUUUUGUGCCACCUCUUCAUCAUAACAAUGCUAAUCAUCUUCAUCUGGUCUAACGCCGCUCCUCUAUUUGACAGGGAGCCUCCAAGGAUUCCAGAUAUCAUCUUAUCUGAGAGUACUUUCAGAGACAUGGCAUUAUCAUUCCAUGCCAGAUUCAAUCAGUUCAUGUCCAUCCUACAUGAUAUUGCAUGUGGAAAGGAUCUCAAGAUGUUUCUCUUGGCAAUUCUUUCUCUGUGGAUAAUAUCGGUGAUAGGAAGUUGUUGCAGUGCACUAAACCUUCUAUACUUCGGUUUCUUAUGCCUUCACACACUGCCAGCACUAUAUGAACAAUAUGAGGGUGAAGUUGAUCAUAUUGCCAGCAAGGGAAGCCAAGAUCUGAAGAAAAUUUAUAACAAAUUUGAUACUAAAGUUCUUGACAAGAUCCCAAGAGCCUCGAAAGACAAAAGCAAAAAGGUUAAAUGAGCUCAUGUAGAAGAACCUCCUCUGAAGAAAACAGUACUUGUUCGAAUUAGGAGGAGAGCUCAUCUGAAAAUGUAAUGUAAUCUUAUUUAUACUCAAUGCACCUUACAUGUAAGUAUCCAGUACAGAAAAAGAAAGAUGUGUGCGUAUUGUUACCUCUCCAUGAAGGAACUAAUAGAGGGAUAAACUUUCAAGUUAUCAUACUACUGUAAUUCUUAAGUAUAAUAUACAUGAUUCUUAUUUCUUGCA
Molecule: messenger RNA, 1145 nt
Organism: Asparagus officinalis (garden asparagus)
Lineage: Eukaryota; Viridiplantae; Streptophyta; Magnoliopsida; Asparagales; Asparagaceae
Product: reticulon-like protein B9
Exons: 5
Coding region: 234-899 (221 amino acids)
Source: RefSeq, a predicted model, not a curated record